AAAAAAAAAAAUUUUAGGCACAGUGGUUCAGCUGGAAACCGUUGCCCUCACAGUUCUAAGGUCCUGAGUUCGAUCCCGGACCCGCCUGUGUGGAGUUUGCAUGUCCUCCCCGUGCCUGCGUGGGUUUCCUCCGGGCACUCCGGUUUUUUCCCACAUCCCAAAAACAUGCAACAUUAAUUGGAUAGUCUAAAUUGCCCAUAGGUGUGAUUGUGAGUGCGACUGUUUGUCUCGAUGUGCCCUGCGAUUGGCUGGCAAGCAGUUCAGGCUGUACCCCGCCUCCUGCCUGUUGACAGCUGGGAUAGGCUCCAGCACUCCCCCGACCCUCGUGAGGAUAAGCGACACAAGAAAAUGGAUGGAUGGAAUUUUUUUUUACUCGAAAAAUAAAUCAUCAGCUGUCAGAUGUGUUUAUGGCCCACAAAUGAGCCCAUUAGUUAACCGUAAACCCUUUGAACUCAAUAGAGCAUUAAAUCUCGCGAUAUUUGUCUUCCCGGUCCAACGGGGCCGCGCGGGAUGUUGGAACAAGAUGAAGAUGAUGCGCUCGACUGGCCAGUGGUGAGCGACCGCUUUUCAAAAAACGAGACUACGGGAACCUCAAGAAGAACCAAGUGAACACCCGAAGGACUAUUAACCCCCAAUCAUGGCUCCAAAGAAGUGACGCUAGAUAAGUUCUUUGGGAAAAGAAAACUUCCAAGGGGCUGAGUCACUGCCAGUGAGGAGGAAGGUCUGGAGAGGCAACGGGAGAGGAGGCGGCGGCGGCAGAGGACGAGAAGAAAAAGAAGCGGGGAGGGAGGGAGAUAAGCCACAACAGGAAGCACCACAACACACACACACGCGCUGAGUAUUUUGUGUCGCAAAGACAGCGACUGCGUGAACGGUGAAGGAAGGAAGGAAGGGAGGGAGAGUGACGCGAGGCUGGGAGAGCCGCCCUCCUCCUCCUCCUCCUCCUCCUCCUCCUCCUCUUGCACGGCGCUCCGUGGAGCAGGCGUGUAGCGGCAGCAGACUCGGCUUGAAGGAACCAUGAGCGAUGUCACCAUCGUCAGAGAGGGAUGGCUUCAGAAACGGGGUGAAUACAUAAAGAACUGGCGGCCACGUUACUUCCUGCUCAAGACGGACGGCUCAUUCAUCGGCUACAAGGAGAAACCUCAGGACGCUGACUUGCCCUACCCACUAAACAACUUCUCCGUAGCAAAAUGCCAGCUUAUGAAGACGGAGAGGCCCAAACCCAACACCUUCAUCAUACGCUGCCUCCAGUGGACCACCGUCAUCGAGAGGACUUUCCACGUAGACACCCCCGAUGAGAGAGACGAGUGGACGGAGGCCAUCCAGACGGUGGCAGACAAGCUGCAGAAGCAAGAGGAGGAGAGGAUCCAGUGCAGCCCCACCUCUAACAUCGACAACAUGGUCGAGGAGGAGAUGGACAUCACCACCACGCACCACAAACGCAAGACAAUGAGUGACUUUGAUUACUUGAAGCUGCUCGGAAAGGGAACGUUUGGGAAAGUGAUUCUGGUCCGGGAGAAGGCCAGCGGGAAAUACUACGCUAUGAAGAUUUUAAAAAAGGAAGUCAUCAUCGCCAAGGAUGAAGUGGCACACACGCUCACAGAGAGCCGAGUACUGAAAAACACCAGACAUCCCUUUCUCACUUCAUUGAAGUAUUCGUUCCAGACAAAAGACCGCCUCUGUUUCGUCAUGGAGUAUGUGAAUGGUGGAGAGCUGUUUUUCCACUUGUCCAGAGAGCGGGUGUUCUCGGAGGAGCGCACGCGUUUCUACGGCGCCGAGAUCGUCUCGGCCCUCGAUUACCUCCACUCGGCCAAGAUCGUUUAUCGUGACCUCAAGCUGGAGAACCUGAUGCUGGAUAAAGACGGGCACAUCAAGAUCACAGACUUCGGCCUGUGCAAGGAAGGCAUCACGGACACGGCCACCAUGAAGACCUUCUGCGGUACGCCAGAGUACCUCGCGCCAGAGGUCCUGGAGGACAACGACUACGGCCGGGCGGUGGACUGGUGGGGUCUGGGCGUGGUGACGUACGAGAUGAUGUGCGGCCGCCUCCCCUUCUACAACCAGGACCACGAGAAGCUCUUUGAGCUCAUCCUGAUGGAGGACAUCAAGUUCCCGCGCACGCUCUCGGCCGACGCCAAGUCGCUGCUGUCUGGCCUGCUCAUCAAGGACCCCAACAAACGGCUUGGCGGAGGACCGGAUGACGCCAAAGAAAUUAUGAGGCACAGUUUCUUCACUGGAGUCGACUGGCAGCAUGUGUACGACAAAAAGAUGGUUCCGCUGUUCAAGCCUCAGGUCACGUCGGAGACGGACACCAGGUACUUUGACGAGGAGUUCACGGCGCAGACCAUCACGGUGACGCCGCCCGAGAAAUUCGACGAGGACGGCAUGGACUGCCUGGACAACGAGAGACGACCGCACUUCCCGCAGUUCUCCUACUCGGCCAGCGGGCGGGAAUGAACUCCGCCCACUUUGCCUCUGACCCCACCCCCCCUGCUGUGACAUCAUCACAGCUGGUCUAUGAGGUCAUCAGCGCGGAACACACACACACAUACACACACACACUUUGGGACCCGGAAGAAUCCCCUCAAGGAAGGAUUUUUACCAUCCUUUUUCUUUUUUUUUUUUAAAGCCAUUUUGUCUCGUUCAUCGUUCACGAACGGAGCGUAAGGUACGAAGUUGAUUAGCCGCUCAUGUGACGGGACUGCUGUGCUUUGAUGGGGUCUCCCAGCCCCCCCACCCCCACCUCGCCACGCUCCCGGGCCAUCGACCCCCACACGCCCGCACGCGGCUCGGAUGAACUCUCAGGCUUUUCUCGCGCGCGUGAAUGAAUCAUCCUGGGAUCGACUGAGCGGGUCCGCUAGGCCGGCGUUGACUCAGGUGCAAAUUUCCUACUCGUUGGUUGCUGCUAUUUCCGACAUCUGCCUCUAGGACACGCCCACCUCCUCUUCAACCGGACCACUGUCGCUGGUCGGGCUGGGCGGCGCGGCUUUAAAACGAAAUCUUUUUUCACUUUUUAACUUUCCUCAACCUCCACAGGCAAUUACAUACAUAUUUAUGAUACAUUUGAAGCUCACCUUUCAUUAUUAAUACGCUUCAGAAAGUCGGAAUAAAAUUAAAUUGUCCAAAAACCUGUAGAAAUAAUCUAAACCCAGCUAACUGGUUCUAAGAUUGACAAAAAAAAUACACUUUGGAAAAAAAUCAUGACAAUUUAGCAUACAGAAAACAUAUAAAUGACCAAUAAAAUUGCUAAAUGAACAUUAAA
Molecule: messenger RNA, 3262 nt
Organism: Syngnathoides biaculeatus (alligator pipefish)
Lineage: Eukaryota; Metazoa; Chordata; Actinopteri; Syngnathiformes; Syngnathidae
Gene: akt3a
Product: v-akt murine thymoma viral oncogene homolog 3a
Exons: 15
Coding region: 1018-2457 (479 amino acids)
Biological process (GO): protein phosphorylation
Molecular function (GO): ATP binding; protein serine/threonine kinase activity
Source: RefSeq, a predicted model, not a curated record